Molecule: messenger RNA, 4586 nt
Organism: Acinonyx jubatus (cheetah)
Lineage: Eukaryota; Metazoa; Chordata; Mammalia; Carnivora; Felidae
Gene: CAMK2A
Product: calcium/calmodulin dependent protein kinase II alpha
Exons: 19
Coding region: 179-1648 (489 amino acids)
Biological process (GO): protein phosphorylation
Cellular component (GO): cytoplasm; neuron projection
Molecular function (GO): calcium/calmodulin-dependent protein kinase activity; ATP binding; calmodulin binding
Source: RefSeq, a predicted model, not a curated record
GAGGCUGUGAGCAGCCACAGUGCCCUGCUCAGAAGCCCCGGGCUCGUCAGUCAAGCUGGUUCUUGGUUCGCGCUCGGCAGCGCAGGCAGGCGAGUGGUCCUCAAUUCCGGGUGCAGAGCAGCAGCGCCCCAGUCCUGGUCCUCCAGCCCCAAGCCUCGCCUGCCCACCCAGCGCCAGGAUGGCCACCAUCACCUGCACCCGCUUCACGGAAGAGUACCAGCUCUUCGAGGAACUGGGAAAGGGAGCCUUCUCGGUGGUGCGCAGGUGUGUGAAGGUGCUGGCUGGCCAGGAGUAUGCUGCUAAGAUCAUCAACACCAAGAAGCUGUCGGCCAGAGACCAUCAGAAGCUGGAGCGUGAAGCCCGCAUCUGCCGCCUGUUGAAGCACCCCAACAUCGUCCGGCUCCACGACAGCAUCUCUGAGGAGGGACACCAUUACCUGAUCUUCGACCUGGUUACUGGUGGGGAGCUGUUUGAGGACAUCGUGGCCCGGGAGUAUUACAGUGAGGCUGAUGCCAGUCACUGUAUCCAGCAGAUCCUGGAGGCCGUGCUGCACUGCCACCAGAUGGGUGUGGUGCACCGGGACCUGAAGCCGGAGAAUCUGCUGUUGGCUUCCAAGCUCAAGGGCGCCGCGGUGAAGCUGGCGGACUUUGGCCUGGCCAUAGAGGUGGAAGGGGAGCAGCAGGCAUGGUUCGGGUUCGCAGGGACGCCUGGAUACCUCUCCCCGGAAGUGCUGCGGAAGGACCCGUAUGGGAAGCCUGUGGACCUGUGGGCCUGUGGGGUCAUUCUGUACAUCCUGCUGGUUGGGUAUCCGCCAUUCUGGGAUGAGGACCAGCACCGCCUGUAUCAGCAAAUCAAAGCCGGCGCCUAUGAUUUCCCGUCACCAGAAUGGGACACUGUCACCCCGGAAGCCAAGGAUCUGAUCAAUAAGAUGCUGACCAUCAACCCAUCCAAACGCAUCACGGCCGCCGAGGCCCUCAAGCACCCUUGGAUCUCGCAUCGGUCCACUGUGGCCUCCUGCAUGCACAGACAGGAGACCGUGGACUGCCUGAAGAAGUUCAACGCCAGGAGAAAACUGAAGGGAGCCAUCCUUACCACAAUGCUGGCUACCAGGAACUUCUCUGGAGGGAAGAGCGGAGGAAACAAGAAGAAUGAUGGUGUGAAGAAAAGAAAGUCCAGUUCCAGCGUUCAGUUAAUGGAAUCUUCAGAGAGUACCAAUACCACCAUUGAGGAUGAAGACACCAAAGUGCGGAAACAGGAGAUUAUAAAAGUGACAGAGCAGCUGAUCGAAGCCAUAAGCAAUGGAGAUUUUGAGUCCUACACGAAGAUGUGUGACCCUGGGAUGACAGCCUUUGAACCUGAGGCCCUGGGGAACCUGGUCGAGGGCCUGGACUUCCAUCGAUUCUAUUUUGAAAACUUGUGGUCUCGGAACAGCAAGCCCGUGCACACCACCAUCCUGAACCCCCACAUCCAUCUGAUGGGUGACGAGUCGGCCUGCAUCGCCUACAUCCGCAUCACGCAGUACCUGGAUGCGGGUGGCAUCCCCCGCACGGCCCAGUCGGAGGAGACCCGUGUCUGGCACCGCCGGGAUGGCAAAUGGCAGAUCGUCCACUUCCACAGAUCUGGGGCGCCCUCCGUCCUGCCCCAUUGAAGGACCGGGCCGGGGGGCCCUGUACCGCAGAGAUGUUCUCUUCGUUCAUGGAACGUGGCUGCUGGUUCUCCCACUUGGAUUUGGCUGGAAUUCCCCCAAUCGCGUCACCCCAUCCCACCACCAUCACCAUCACCACCACCGCCACACCUGCAUCAAGAAAACCUGUCUGUCCACAAAAGUUAUCACGACUUCAGAGCAAAUAGCCACAUCUCCCUGCCACCACCUGUCACUCUACUGCCAGGGCGAGGCUUCCUCGGGCCUGGGUGCCCUGGGUGCUCUGGGUGCUGGCUCCGAGGACCCCUACCCCUCCUGGCUGCCGCUAGCCUGCUCUUGCCUUGGCUAUAGGCCAGAAUGCCCAGCUGUGUGUCCCCCAGGGGCUGAGGAAAAAGAGGGGCAGAAUCAGGAGGAAUGUGGAUCUGCCCCCACCUUUCGCUGUCUCUCUCCUUCCAGGGUCCCCCUCAACCCCUGAGCCAGCCUCCCCUGUGGGAGAGGGUGAGAGAGGAGCAGACACCAGGAGUCCCCACCUGACACUGCCUCCCUAGCUCUUCUCCCAUCCUGUCCCCUCCUCCUGUCCCUGUGGACCCUUCCCCUCAGCGUGUGGAGCACAACGGUCUCAGGGUGCCCUCACUCUUCUCCUCCGGCUGAUGUUCACCUCCAACAGUAACUCCCAUUCCACCCCUUCCAUCAGCCCUGGAGAAUUCCAGCUCCGUCACAUCUGAGGGAGAGAAUCUGAUUGCUUUUUGGGGGCAAAGAAGGCAACAUUUAGGUAUCACUUCUACUUGGACCGCAUGCCUUUUUAUAGCCAAACUUCUGUGUGUUUCCUAAAUGGAUUUUGCGUUCCUGGAUAUCUAUGUGAUAACUAAACCUCUCAAAUUAUUGUGGGGAAGGUCAGGUUGGGUUGGGAAGGGACGUGGGAAGAGGGAUGAGGGGUAGUUUUUUUUCUGUUCUAGGUCUCUUUCUUCUUCUUCUUUUUUAAUGUCAUCUCUGAGAUGGACUUUGUCACCCAUGGUUAUCUGGGGUCGAGGUGGACUCAGUCCCCGGGGAUGGAGGGGUGCGGGGGGUAGGGGGAAGAGGGCCUCAUUGACAUUUUGGUCCUAAGGUUCCUUCUCAGGACUGUAGAAACACCAGAUGUUAGAGCUAAGAAAUAGCAAAUCAGGGCAGAGAGAGCCGGUAGGGGGCGGGGGGGGGGGGCGGGGGGAGGUUGUCAAGACGGAAAUUAUCUUUUUUUUUUCUUUUUUUUUCUUGCCUCCCAAACUGAGGUUCCUACUACGACGCUUCCCAGCUUCCCCGGAUUUCAUUCCACCGCAUCUAUGUGCCCUCUCAGCCCCUCCCCCAGUCUUUGGGGAUUCAUGAGCAUGUGUCUCCAUUGCCUCUCCCCUCUGUAUCUGCUGGUCCAAGCAGAGCACUGGAAUUUCUCCUCUUCACGCCUCGUCCUGCAGCCGUGGGUUCGAAUCUCUUUCUUUUCCUUUCUCUUCCCCUCUUCCCCUGGGAUUGACUCUGAUGUGGAAUGCCUUGGCGCAUCCACUAGGAUCUACUGUCUGCACUGUUUUCUUUGCAUGACUUUAUAUGCAGUAAGUACGUCAAAAAAAAAAAAAAAAAAAGAAAAGAAAAGAAGAAAAAACACUCAGCAAAACCAAUCUACAUGUUUUGGACAAAAAAAAAAAAAAAAUAGAGGUUGUAUUCUCAGUGUCCGACUCGGAAUUAUGUUGCCGCCUCUCUGUGCUUUUGGCCUCUGUGUGGCCGUGUUUUGCCAGCAUGAGAUAUUGUCCCCUCUGGAGGAUUUUAGGGGAGGAAGAGCCACAUCCCCAGGGAUUUGGAGGAGGCUCUGGUUCCCCCGAACCUCUGGGGAGUCCUGGGUGUUGGCUGGAGGACUGGGGGGAUGUUUGAUCCAGGACUUUCUGAGUUUUCCCUGAUCAUGAGUUGUCUGCCGGGGCCCUUUUCACAACUGCUGCUGCCCUGGGGACAGGUGAGGCAGGCUAUUCUGGGGCUGCAGGCCAGGAUAGAGGCUGCCUAGGCCUCCUGGUCUCCAAACUGGUUGAUCACCGGCCUCUAUCCUUGGCAGACACCCUGUUGCUGAGGCCCAGGGGCAGGCACCUGGUCUGCCCCAGGUCCAGAGGGCUUCCCAGUAAGGCCCAGUGAUCCCAGCGUCCCAGCAACAAAACCGCCUGCCUCCCUUGUGAGCUGCCAGCUCCCAUAGCCAUCCCUAAGCCAAAGGUGAGGGUGCAGCCUUCACAGGGGAUGCUGCAAGUACCUAGACAAAGUCUGGUCCCUUUUCCAGCCUCAGUUUCCCCAUCAGUUAAAGGGUGAAAUAUUCCUGCCCAGCCUAUGUUGCAGAGCUGUUGGGGGAUCAAACAGGACGGCGAAGUGAAGCCCGAUGUACCUGCAAGAACUGACAGGAUCCACUGGCUGGACCCCUGCUUCAUUCUGGGCCUUGACCAGCGCCCACUUCUCCCCCACCUGCCCCUCAUUCCCCUCUUCGGUGCCUGUCAACUGCUUAUUAGCAGUGGACUGUGGGGAAAGAGCCAUGCUUUGGGGGUUAGUAGGAUUCCAUCCCCAGUUCUGACCAGACUUGCUGUGUGACCUUGGGCAAGUCCGUUUCCUGCUCUGGCCCUGGGUUUUCCCACCAGGGGUAACUGAGCUGGAGGACCCCAGUGUCCCGAUCUUUAUUUGCUGACAUGCCUCCCGUCUACCGUGUCCAGUUCCAAGUGCCAGAGAAAUGGAGGCAAGGUCCCUACCCCGGGAGGAAACGGCCCCACGAGGAAGGCCACUCCUGUGGGCGGGCAGUCAGCCAGUGUGGACCACAGGCCAUCAGCGUGAUCCUGAGGCAGCACGCAGGGGAGGCUGGCAGACAAAGCGGCCCAGAGCCCACCCCCACCAGACAGUGAAACUCUGCUCCUCUAAAACAUCCUGUAGACGCAAAAAAAUCCAGACCUAAGAC